CCCGCCUGAUUCCCCCCUGCACUCAACGCUGCGGCUCCAGCCUCAGUCCCCGCAGCAACGAUGGAAGUUCUCAAUCAGCUGGUGGCUGGGGGGCAGUUUCGGGUCAUCAAGGAACCUCUGGGCUUCGUGAAACUGCUGGAAUGGCUCUUCGCCAUCUUCGCCUUUGGCACGUGCGGAAGCUACUCGGGGCAGCUGCGGGUGAGCGUGGAAUGUACCGAAAACCGCAGUCACAGCAACCUUGACGUCCCCAUCGCCUACCCCUUCAGGCUUCACCAGGUGUACUUUCGGGUACCGAAUUGCCAGGGGGGGGAGCCAGAGAAGGUUUUCCUGGUGGGCGACUACUCAUCCUCCGCUGAAUUCUUCGUCACCGUUGCUGUCUUUGCCUUCCUCUAUGCCCUGGGUGCCACUCUCGUCUACCUCUUCCUGCAGGACAAGUAUCGCCAGGGCAACAAGGGCCCGGUUAUUGACCUGGUGGUGACGGGCACCUUUGCCUUCCUGUGGCUGGGGGGGUCAUGUGCCUGGGGCAAGGGCCUGGCCGAUGUGAAGGCAGCGACAGAGUGGAGCCAAGUACUGGAGGGGGCCAAGACCUGCCAGCAUAAGGAAGUUGUCUGCCACCUCCUGCAGGCGCCUGUAACCUCUGGCCUCAACACCUCUGUGGUGUUUGGCUUCCUGAAUCUUGUGCUGUGGACAGGCAAUGUGUGGUUCGUGUUCAAAGAGACAGGCUGGGGAGCACCGUUCACCCGUGCCCCACCUGGUCCCCCUGAGAAGCAGGCAGCGCCUGAGGCCUACGGUGCCCCUGACCCCUAUGGUGUCCCCGACCCCUACGGUGCUCCGGGUGGCGGCUACCAGCCAGACUACGGUGCUCCUGAUGCCUAUGGUGCCCCCGCUGCCCCAACUGCCUUCGCCAACCAGAUGUAGCUGGUGAGUGACUCCC
Alligator sinensis (Chinese alligator) is the source of this 934-nucleotide messenger RNA. It is a transcript of the gene SYP, whose product is annotated as synaptophysin. Gene Ontology annotation, cellular component: synaptic vesicle membrane; synaptic vesicle; presynaptic active zone. The transcript has 6 exons. The record is from RefSeq and is a predicted model, not a curated record. The coding region runs from base 61 to 918 and encodes 285 amino acids. Lineage: Eukaryota; Metazoa; Chordata; Crocodylia; Alligatoridae.